AGAAUUAAGAAAUACGAGUAAGUGUUUAUCUAUGGACUUUCAAUAUGAUUUGUAUAUUUUGGUGAUGCAUGUCUGACCAGGUGGUUUUUCAUUUUAGAGUAAAAAAGAAAAAAGUCCUUACAAGAAAGAUUAAUGAGUUUUGGUGCAAAAGUAGCUUUUUGAAAGAAAGGGGCUCUUUAAAUCUGAAAUGUAAUAGUAUUAUAAUGUCAUUUCCUUAGGAUACACAUUUUCUUCUGUCAGUGCCCUUAUAUUGGCCAGUAUUAUCUGAGCACGUCUACCCCAAUUUCUCUUAGACUUUGUCUCCUACUAUUUGUUUCCACUCACUGGCACCCGUCUCACUGCCCUCUUUGCUGCACUUUACCUUAGAAGCUUUGUACUAGCUUCCCUUUACCUGUAGUCUUCUUCCCUGAUAAACCUGCAGGGCUGACUUCCUUACCUCCUUAAGCAUUGACUCACACCUCACCUUUGCAAUGCAACUACCUAUUUAAAAUUACUAUACCUCUUCAUCUCCCUUCUUUUUAUUUCCCGCAAAACACUUGUCACCUUCUAACUUACUUCUUAGGGUCUUCCCAAAUACAUGAUAGGAAUUUCUGGCAUUUACUUCCUGACAAGUGAACCAAUGGUAGUGUAUAGACUAUUUGGUUCUAAGGCAGAAGUUGACUUCUGUUUGUUGAACAGGAACAUCCUCCACCAAAAGUACAUUUGCCCCUGUAAUUAUCCAAUUUUCAGUUUCUUUGCCACACUUUCCAAAGAAAGCACAUUGACAAAGAGGAAAACGUAUAUGUUGAGGAAAUACUACUACUCUAUUUUGAAUUUAAAAGGAUUCUUCCUUCCAGAAAGCUAAUUUUGUAUUAAAGCAUAUAAACUCAUUAAUCUUGUCUUUAUCUCUGUUUGAUCUGAAUAACCCAGUUUAUUAAAUGGUGAAGACCAGGUCAGGACAGAAAAGGUGAGAUGGCUUACACAGAAUCAUACAUGUCGUUGGUAGAGCUGCUAAGAAAAACAUCCAGAUGUUCUCUUUGUUCAAUACAUCAUUCUAUAUGGAGCUCUGUUGGAGGUUAUCUCUCAUCAUUGUAAAUCAUCACAUCAUCUCAGGUCAUAUCCAAUGGCAAAGGAAAUGAAGAGAUAAAUUUAAAACUUAACCAGGCUUUUUAUAACUCUUUUUGCUUUUCAAUCUGAAGAUGAAAAAUAUUAUUUUUAGAGAUGAGAAAGUGAAUGAGGCAGUUUCAGGCCUUUAUCUACUGAAACAAUAUUGUAUCUCUCUUGUCUCAUCAGUCUUAAGGAGCAUAUUUUAAAAUGGCUGCAAUUAAAUAUUGUAACUAUGAAAAGAACAUUAAUUUUACAGCAGGUGAAAAUAAUGCAAUAGUAUGUAGCAUGAGUGGGGGUGGAGAAUACAGCUGUCUAAUUUUGGUCUACUGGAACUAGUAUAGAUUUUCCGUCAAACAGAGCAGAAAUGUAGCUCUUAGAGCAUAGUAGCAGCUUUCCUUUCUUCUUACAGAUUUAAAGUUAAAGGCACAAGUUUAAUAUGCAGUCCUUCCUGUGACUAACAGGUUGCUCAUUCUGCUUUUGCUAAUGCUGCUACCUUGCUUCUAAGUGGACAUUGGUACUUGGUGUAUUUAUUUUUCUGUAUCCUUUGAAGUAGUUAUGAAUCUUCUGAGAACUAAAGAACUGGGAUACUCCAAAGGCCUAUUUAUACUAGCAGAUGAGUUGUAUUAUUGUGGGGAUUGAGAGAGUGACAAAGCGUGAACUUCUUUUCAUUGGUUGAUUUAGCUUACCUUAUUUCCUUUAUUUCCCCUCUUUAGUGGAAAUUGUUCGGAUUUCAAGAAUGAUUUAAUAUCUUCUUUCUGGACCCAGUAAUACAUUCUAUAAGCCACAUCAGUGUUGUAUUUUUUUCCCAUGAUACAGAAAGAGAAUCUAAAAAGAUAAACAUAACAAUAUAAUAUUUAUUAGAUUUUGAAAUGUGGUCACUCAUUUUAGUCAAUAUAAUAUCAAAUAGUUAAAAGCAUUGAAACAUAUUCAUUUAAUGAGUUUAUAUGCCUGAAAACUAAAAUUGGCUGUUUGGAAGAAAGUGAGGAAAUGAAUUUCGGUUUUUUUCCUUAGCCAGAACAUUGCAAAUUAAGGAAAUGGUUUACUAGAUAAUUUUAUUCUGGCUAAUGAAACUUAUUUUUCUUCCAAUUUGGUUUCUCUGUCAAUUAUUCAGAAAUUAAAACAUGCUAUAUUAUAAUAUUAAAUCUCCAGUAUCUUCUAAUUUGAUAUGAGGUUACCUUUAUAGGUAAUUAUCAGAGGAAAGAUGAGAUUUUUUUCUGUCUUCACCAGACCCAUUCUCUGCCUGCCUUGGCCCUAGCCACAUCACCUAACUUGUAUAAUUACUCUCUAAAGUCAUAUUCCAGAAGUCUGAAAGUCUUGUUGUUCAAUAUGCUCAUACAAGCUGAGUUACUUAAAUUCAGUGCUUUGUGCCAUUUCCAGGAAUCUGAGCUAAUUAUGCUGCCAUUUUUCAGAGAUGUGCAUUAGAAGUCAUGUGUCCUAAUUCUGAAAACGGCUUUGUACAUUUAGGUUCAUUUAACUAGAGAGAAGUUAAGGGACUUACAGUUAUUGGUCAUAAUUUUAAAAUAUAGUAGUAGUGUGGAACUCUCAUAUACUGCAAGCAUAUAAGAUGCUAUGUUGUCAGCCUCUCAGUCUCUAGGAAUGUUCCAAUUUGGCUUAUGCCUUACCAGUCAAGAUAUCACAGAGAAGGUAUGUUUAGUCAUGGAAAAGAAAAUCAGCGUCCAGCAUGCAAAGAUAGUAAAAGAGUAAGCACUUCCAAUUGGAUUUUCAUAGGAGGAAUUGAUUUGUGUGUAUUACUGGGUCUGUGUAAAAUGGUGUCCUUUUGGCACUAGCUGAAUAUACAUUUCAGUAAAUGUUUUUUCUUGCUGCAGAUUAGUGUAAUACAGUGAAAUUUUCUGUAACUGAGGGAAGGCAGUGGUUGGGCGUCUGUUAAUAGCCUGAAAGUAACUAAUGAGGAUGUGCAGUCAGAACGAUUGAUUGAAUAGCUGCAGUCCUGUGUGUUUCUUUCUUGCUUGCUCUCUCUGCAAGCUGUAGAGAGGGAGGGGGAAGAGCAAGACACAGAGAGGGAGCGAGAGAAAAAACGCUCUCUCUUAAGUGGAAGUAGCACGGAUCCCAGGGGCCAGGAGGCCAGAAAUGGAAGUUUAAACUGCAUCUAUCUUUUAAAGGGAGAACAGCAGGAAUCAAAAUGUCAGUCUCCGGAGUUACGAUUUACUCCUUAUUUUCUAAGAUCUGGAAGAUAACACAGAAUACUUUUUUUAGGAUGUGGCUUUUUUUUCCUUGUCCAUGUUGAGAUUAUCUAAUGUUAUCUGAGAAGCUGGAUUCCUUUAUGUCUGUCAGUUGAAGUGGCGAUGGGAAGCAGUUGUGAUAAAGAGGUACCAGCAGAAAGGUCCCCUCGUAGACGGAGUAUCUCAGGGACCAGUACGUCAGAGAAACCCAACUCCAUGGACACUGCAAAUACCUCACCCUUCAAAGUACCAGGAUUCUUCAGCAAGCGCCUGAAAGGCUCCAUCAAAAGGACCAAAAGCCAGUCAAAGCUUGACAGAAACACGAGCUUUCGGCUCCCAUCCCUUCGCAAUACAGAUGACAGGUCUCGUGGGCUGCCUAAACUAAAAGAGUCACGUUCCCAUGAAUCCUUGCUAAGCCCAUGCAGUGCAGUGGAAUGUCUGGAUCUUGGCAGAGGGGAACCUGUGUCAGUGAAACCACUCCAUAGUAGCAUCCUUGGACAAGACUUCUGCUUUGAGGUUACCUACUUAAGUGGAAGUAAAUGCUUCAGCUGUAACUCUGCUUCUGAGAGAGAUAAGUGGAUGGAAAACCUUCGCAGAACAGUUCAACCUAAUAAGGACAAUUGCAGGCGAGCUGAAAAUGUUCUUCGUUUAUGGAUCAUUGAAGCCAAGGACCUUGCCCCUAAAAAGAAAUAUUUCUGCGAACUGUGCCUUGAUGAUACCCUCUUUGCUCGUACAACCAGCAAGACCAAAGCAGACAAUAUUUUCUGGGGUGAACAUUUUGAAUUCUUCAGCCUUCCACCUCUUCAUAGCAUCACAGUUCACAUUUACAAGGAUGUGGAAAAAAAGAAAAAGAAGGACAAGAAUAAUUACGUAGGGCUAGUCAACAUCCCCACUGCCAGUGUGACUGGUCGCCAAUUUGUAGAAAAGUGGUAUCCAGUGAGUACACCUACACCCAACAAAGGAAAGACAGGAGGACCUUCUAUUCGGAUUAAAUCACGUUUCCAAACUAUCACCAUUCUGCCUAUGGAACAAUACAAAGAAUUUGCAGAAUUUGUCACCAGCAACUACACCAUGCUGUGUUCUGUCCUUGAGCCAGUAAUUAGCGUGAGAAAUAAAGAGGAGUUGGCUUGUGCCUUAGUGCACAUUCUUCAAAGUACUGGCAGAGCCAAGGAUUUUCUGACUGACUUGGUGAUGUCUGAGGUGGAUCGUUGUGGAGAGCAUGAUGUCUUGAUCUUCAGAGAGAACACUAUUGCCACCAAAUCCAUUGAGGAAUACCUCAAGUUAGUGGGACAACAGUAUCUUCAUGACGCACUGGGGGAAUUUAUCAAAGCUUUGUAUGAGUCAGAUGAGAACUGUGAAGUGGAUCCCAGCAAAUGUUCAUCUAGUGAACUGAUAGACCAUCAGAGCAACCUGAAAAUGUGCUGUGAGCUGGCUUUCUGUAAGAUCAUCAACUCUUACUGUGUUUUCCCUCGUGAGUUGAAAGAAGUGUUUGCAUCAUGGAAGCAGCAGUGCCUGAACCAUGGCAAGCAAGACAUCAGCGAGAGGCUCAUUAGUGCCUCUUUAUUUCUCCGUUUUCUGUGUCCAGCCAUUAUGUCUCCAAGUCUUUUCAACCUUAUGCAGGAGUAUCCUGAUGACCGCACAUCUCGGACUCUUACUCUUAUUGCCAAGGUCAUUCAGAACCUGGCCAACUUUGCCAAGUUUGGUAACAAAGAGGAAUACAUGGCAUUCAUGAAUGAUUUUUUAGAACAUGAAUGGGGUGGAAUGAAGCGCUUUCUUUUGGAGAUCUCUAAUCCAGACACCAUCUCAAACACCCCAGGCUUUGAUGGUUACAUUGAUCUGGGCCGAGAGCUUUCAGUUUUGCAUUCCUUACUGUGGGAAGUAGUUUCCCAACUUGAUAAGGGUGAAAAUUCCUUCCUACAGGCGACCGUGGCAAAACUGGGGCCUCUCCCUCGUGUUCUUGCUGAUAUUACCAAGUCAUUGACUAAUCCAACACCAAUACAACAGCAACUGAGACGCUUCACUGAGCAUAACUCCAGUCCCAAUGUCAGUGGAAGCCUCUCCUCUGGGCUGCAGAAAAUAUUUGAAGAUCCCACUGACAGUGAUUUGCAUAAACUAAAAUCUCCAAGCCAAGACAACACAGACAGCUACUUCAGAGGGAAAACGUUAUUGCUGGUUCAGCAAGCCUCCUCUCAGAGCAUGACUUAUUCUGAAAAGGAUGAAAAGGAAAGUAGCCUUCCUAAUGGUCGGAGCAUUUCCCUCAUGGACCUCCAGGACACUCAUGCUGCUCAAGUGGAGCAUGCAUCUGUCAUGCUUGAUGUGCCUAUACGCUUGACCGGAAGCCAGCUUUCCAUAACCCAGGUGGCCAGCAUCAAACAGCUGCGGGAAACCCAGAGCACUCCCCAAAGUGCACCCCAAGUGAGAAGGCCGCUGCACCCAGCCUUGAACCAGCCAGGUGGCCUUCAGCCCUUGUCCUUCCAGAACCCUGUCUAUCACCUCAAUAACCCAAUUCCAGCAAUGCCAAAGGCCUCUAUAGAUUCCAGUUUGGAGAACCUAAGCACUGCCAGUUCCAGAAGCCAAAGUAACAGUGAAGACUUCAAGCUCAGUGGACCCAGCAAUAGCAGCAUGGAAGAUUUCACUAAACGUAGCACUCAGAGUGAGGACUUCUCCAGGCGGCACACUGUGCCAGAUAGACACAUACCUCUUGCAUUGCCACGACAGAAUAGUACUGGACAGGCCCAGAUCCGAAAAGUGGACCAGGCUGGUUUAGGUGCCCGAGCCAAAGCCCCACCAUCCUUGCCACACAGUGCUUCCUUGCGUAGCACCGGGAGCAUGUCAGUGGCAUCCGCGGCCCUGGUGGCCGAACCCGUGCAGAAUGGGAGCCGGUCCCGGCAGCAAUCCUCUUCAUCCAGAGAAAGCCCUGUUCCCAAAGUGAGAGCAAUCCAGAGACAACAGACACAGCAGGUUCAGUCACCUGUGGACUCUGCCACAAUGUCCCCAGUAGAGAGAACAGCAGCCUGGGUUCUGAACAAUGGGCAGUAUGAAGAGGAUGUGGAAGAAACUGAGCAAAAUCAAGAUGAAGCCAAGCAUGCUGAGAAGUAUGAACAAGAAAUUACUAAACUGAAGGAGCGCCUGAGAGUGUCCAGCCGGCGACUGGAGGAAUAUGAACGCCGCUUGCUGGUGCAGGAGCAGCAGAUGCAGAAGCUGCUGCUGGAAUACAAGGCCCGACUGGAGGACAGUGAGGAGCGGCUCCGAAGACAGCAGGAAGAGAAAGAUAGCCAGAUGAAAAGCAUCAUCAGCAGGCUAAUGGCUGUGGAAGAGGAACUGAAGAAGGAUCAUGCUGAGAUGCAAGCAGUUAUUGAUGCAAAGCAGAAAAUAAUCGAUGCACAGGUCAUAAAUGGAGAUGAGAUUAUUCAAACAGGAAAAACGGAUCGUGUCCCUGGAUUCAGCCAACACCAGACUGAUGAGUGCGCUGACCCAAGUGAAGGAGCGGUACAGCAUGCAGGUCCGCAAUGGCAUUUCCCCCACCAACCCCACCAAGCUUUCCAUCACGGAGAAUGGUGAAUUCAAAAACAGCAGCUGCUGACGGGCUUUGUGAAUAGACAGACUGUGGAAGGAGACCGAAGGAAACUGACCCACUCUCCUGUUCCCAGACCUUUACCUAGCCCCUCCAGGUUUACAGAAUGUUGCUACUUCACAAUGGCAAUGUGGUGAGAAACUCUUGAAUGAAGAAAGGAACCUUGUCUUUCAGGGCAUAAGGCGACGACUUCCAAGGUCAAUGCUUUUCCCCCACAUCUCUAUGUACAUAGGGAACUUAGUUCUGGGCCAUGUACAGAAAAUACCACUGUAAUAUACCAAAAGGAAGUUAAUAAUGUAGAUUACCUUUUUGAUUAUUACUAUUUUUAUUAUUGUUUUCCUCUUGUUGAAAGCACUGCAGUUGUUAGAGGAAGUAAAGUAGGAACUGUUGUAUGAGUGAGACAUGAGCCCGUGGGUUCAGUAGGUAGAGACCAAGCAUCUAUCUGAUAGAAGCACAUGGUGUGCAAUAGGACAUUGUCAGAAUGAAUUUUUCAGGGAUUCAUCUACUAGUUUAAAAACCCCACUCUGGCCCCCUUGUCCUUUCAGAAAACAUGCAAAUACCAAGAUCCAUACAAAACAAUAAUUUAUUCCACUGAUCAACCAAGACUGGUUCUGUUUGGACAGCUAAUCUGAUUUGGGAUUCACUGUUUCAGAGGACACUGAAAAAAGCUGUUGCUUCAAAACUGGACUUUAGGAGUAAUUUUGAUUGAACUCCUGUCAAUAUGUUUAUUUCCUCUGUCUACAGCAGAUGGGAAUCUUCUCUUUUAGAUAGGGGCUUUUUUUUUUAACCCCAAUUGUAAUAAAGGGUGUUCUUUUUCCUCUUUAGAGUUUACAAAACUAUAAAUAUUCAUGUCUCCACGUACCAUCUUCAUCUUCACAUGUUCACUGCACUUUCCUCCCCAUGGUGGGAGCUGUCAUCACCAACAGGGUUUACUCUCCCCUGGAGAGGUUAUUUAAAUAGCUGUCCAUAAGCCAUCCAGAUCAACACCCUUUCUUCCAUACAGAAAAGGGCUAACCAUACCAUAGCUGGAAUCUCUGAAUAUUUCCUAUUAAAAAUUUUUUUCUAUUUGUUAAGUUACAGUUUUUGUUUGGGAUAAAGAUUUUAUCCAUUCAACUAGCAAAUUUAUAGACAGGGUAAUUUUAUCUCCCUCUUUAACUUUUAAAGUGCUUCUUCCCCUCAUCCCCUCAGUAAAGAAAGGAAAUCCAAAUCUGAAGCAUCACUCUCUUAAAAGUGAUGAUUACUCAUGUUUAAAAAAGAAAAAAAAAAUUGAAAGUGUCAGGAUGGCACAUUCCAGUUGUUAUUCCCAUGCUCUUGGUAGAUCUGUCAGUAAUGACCCAAUUUCAACUUUUGUCAUCCAUAGUUUUAUGAUUACAGAACAGAAAAAGUCAUGGAGACUAAUUCAUUUCCUUUUUUCCAGAGGUAUGAACUGUCAUCUUGAAUGCAGCCUUGAUUAACAGAAGUAUGGAAUGUUACAUGUUAAACAGACAUUAUAUAUACAAAUAUAUAUAUAUAUAUACAUAUAUAUCCACACAUAUGUACAUAUAACUGCACAAAUAGGAAAAGUUCAUGCCUUCUAUACUGUUCAGAUAUAAUGUUAAAAGGGUCUUGAACCUCUUUAAGCAAGAUCUUAGCAGUCGUUUUACGUUGAGAAAGCAACAAUGUUUCUCAAAUAAGUUUAUGUCUAUUUUAAAUUAUAAGCUUUAAAGAAUUUUUAUUCUAGAAAAAGGGGAUGGAAAAAAAAACCUGAGGGAGCCAUAUGCAUCAAGUGAGUGUUUCUCCAUAAGAGAAGAAGGGAACAUGUAUAGUGCCAUCUUUUGAGUGAUACCCAGACAGACACCAAGCCCUCCUUUUCACAGAGUCCCAGGCUUACAUUUCAACUUCUUGAGCUCUGCCCUUUCUCAGGUGGAUCUUUGUGAUGAACCUUACAUUUUAGCAACCUCACCAUGGCCACAUAACCCAUAACCUUUUAAAACAGCCUAUUUCAUAGCAGUCCCUGUUUCUGCCAGACAGAGAUCUAAAAUGGGAGCUUCUCAUUGUGUUUAUGUGAUGUGCAUACUUUAUAUCCAGCUGUUUUGACACUUGCAUUUUCUUCACCUUUGGUAUUUGUUUUGCAAAUUCUCACACCUUCUCUCCAAGCUGAAGGCACGCUGUGGUCAAAAUCACUUAUUUUAUUAGGAAAAAGAGGUAACUGUCCUGAAGUGCCCUUUGUUGGAGGAGGAAGAAUGUAAGCAUAGAUGUGUUCUUGUUUCGGCUAUUCUCAGCUCAAGCCAUGUUUAAUUGAUUCUUUGUAAAAGCCUUCAGUUGUGCCACAGAAAACCUUGUAAGAGAACUGUCAGUUUCAUUGACCUUAAGUAUGUAAUGUGGGUGAUGUCUUGCCAUUGAGUUUGGGAAGCUCUUAAGUGCUGAUUAUGGAUUACAGAGGGCUGAUAAAAUUACCUAUAUUGGGAAUCGAAAGAAGCCCAAAAAAAUCAAAUGUGCUUUUGAUGGAUAGAAUGUAUCAUAUUAGCAUCAUGGGAGCUGCUUAGAGGGCUCUUCAUUGGAAGAUUUAAUGCCCAAAACAUUUGGACAGAUUAUGCAGCCCUCUACUACCAGAUUAUCUUGAAUGAAGAAGAAAUAGUAAAAAUAGUAAUAAUAACAGUAAGAAUGUUACAAGUAAGCUGAAAGUUCAGAGUUGUUGACAGACGUUAAAUGUUAGAUUAUCCUGUGAGCCUACUCCUGUCCAAACAUUUUUCUCAGUAUUUCUUUAGAGAACGCUGCAAUCUGUAGAACCUACUCUGAAGGAUUUUUUAAGAAGAGAAGCCAGCAACAGGUGACAAUUUUUAUGGAGAUGUUUCUUUAUUGGCUUUUCCUCAGUUCAAACAGGUAUAUAACUUUGCUUUGCUGAGAGGAGGAGGUACAUGGCUGAAGAGAGGCAGAUAGAUUAAGAAAGCAAUGUCUUGCACUUCCUGUUUCCCUCAAUACAGCACCACAUUGUGGGGUGCAGGAUACAUCAGGGUUGAGUGGAAUUUGGAAUUCAGGUGGUGCUUGUAAAGUGCUUGUCUAGCUGAUAACAGACUUGAACAUUAAUGAGGACAGUGUUGGUAGGAGUUAAAAAAUAUUCCUAUUACCUUUUAUAUUACUGGAGCAAUAAGCAAUCUGAGCUGAAGCAGCAGAAAGAGUCACAUUUCCUUCAGGUCAUCAUAUUCCCUGGAUCUCUGAAUAAAAGCUAUGUCAGAGGAGAGAUUAUAACUAUGUAACUCUAAGAAGCACUUGAGCACUUGCUAUGUUCCAAGCACUAUCACCAAGGUACUGUUUGGGUUUCUGGCAGUCUAACAGUAAGAAAAAAGUGAGGUAAUCAUGUUGCUAUAGCUUUUUCCUUUUUUUCAUAUGGUAUCAAGUUGGUCAGAAUUAGAUUUCUCUGACUGUUCUGCUUCUGUGUUUCCCUGUGAUGGUGUUAAGACUAUGAAAGAAAAAGAAAGAUUACCUAAGACUGCUGUGAGCAUUAACCUAUGCCCCUAAGAAUGAGCUUGACUUUGGAAGUAAAGCUUUUCAAAUCUUAGUCUACCCAGGGCCUUCGUUUAUGGGUCUGUGGCUCUAUAGACCCCUGGCUUUCACUGUGUUCUCAGAGGUAUACCAGAUUGGGAGCAGAGUUCUCCUUGGGAAGCCCCAGAGCAAAAGAACUGCCAUCAGGUGAGUUUGCAUUAGGAUUUGUUUCCCCUUCCUCGAGGGCUGGUUUAGUUAUCUCUAGCCUGGAGUUCCUGAGAAGGCUGGUUACGGGACUGAGCUUGGGAAAGGAACCCUCUUCAGGAUUACGUCAGUCCCGUAGUCUACUCCAUUGUGACCUUGAGCCCCAUGCAAGCUUGACACCAGACUCGACUUGUCACUGGGCCAAACCCAACAGCCACAUGUCACAGCUUCACUGCAUUUUCAGCUACACCUUUGGAUUCCAUCUUCUCCUGUCAACUGUGGAAAGCCUAAAGGGCUCUCUUCUCCAUUCCCCCCUUUUUCAAGUCUAAUAGUGAAAUCUCCUGCUUACCCCAGCAGUAAAUAGUUGCCUUCCUACCCCUUACCUGGGGGCCAGUAAUUUGGGAUACUUUGUUUUUUCAAUAUGCCAGUCGAAGGACUUAGUUUCUUAAAAGCAAGAAAGGAGUGUUGAAUUUUUAAAUAGAAUCUCUUUUCAUGUUUGAAUGAUUGUGUGUAGUUCUAGAGGCAUUCUUGUUGUCAUGACCCAAUUAUGUAUACUCUUGGGUUUAGGAAGGACAAAAGUGAUGAAAUUUGCAUGAGAUAGAAUAAGUAUCUUAGGAGGAGUGAAAGAACCUUAGGAAGAGACUUGACCAUAAGGAAACAAAUGCAUCAGCAGUCUCCUCAGUAGCCCAGAGUUUCAAGGAAACGGGAAGAUUUCUGUCCUUUGCACACUCUGAAAAUACGUAGAUACAUAGAAAGGCAGACUCUGUAGACAACACAUGCACACACCCACACAAAACACAACUCCUGGGGCUUCCUUUUUCUGAAUGUUAAUCCAUUUUAUGGACUAGUGAUUCCCAAAUUUUGAGAUUUUCAGAUUUUAUGCUCUUGUUAGCUUUUAUGACAGUCAUUCUAGAUUCAUCCUUAAAAAUGUACUAUAUGUGUUAUAUGUAUAUAUACGUUAAAGUGACUUGAAAUUGAUUUGGUUUGGCAUUAUCUCAAGAACCCUAGAUAUCAUUAUUGAUACCAUGGGGAAUCAUAGAAAUAAAGUUGAGUAUCACUGAUCUGAGAGUAGGAUCCAAAAAUAAGUAGUUUCAGUUCCUGAUCAGUUAAGCCUCAGGUGUUUGAGUACCCAACACAGCAAGACUUGGGGAAUGCAGUGAGCCACCCAAGGAACGGAAAAUGGUAGUUUUUGCCCGUAUUCAGCAUACAUUUUAAUUUCCUACUCAGUUGUUAUUUUUCAUUUAAAUACCCUCAUUUAACCCUAGGAAGGUUGGGUUUUUUUGUUUCUUGUUUUGUUUUGUUUUAGUUUGGGACUUAAAACCAGAUUUAUUUGUUGUUAUAGAGAGAUUUCCACAGAAGUUGUGUUUUAGGGACCUCCAUCAUCUAUGUGGGGGUACAGAUAUUUAUGUAUAAAUACAUCUUACAUGAUUUCCAAACUUUCCAGGGAAACAUUUCAAUUCCCAGUUCAACAAAAGGUUAAAUACUAAUUGACUCAAUGACCACCUUCAGAAAAGCUAAAUAGUAAAUUAGGUUAAAUUUUGACUGGUGCUUAGACCUUUCCUAGUUAUAUUAACUUAAGCAGACAGCAGCACAUUAACCUGAGUUACACCUGUGAGGAAUUUACCUUCUAAAUUUGAUUUUGUUUUUCAUCUCCAGGGCCUUAAUAAGAGUGUGUUAACACACUACUAUUUUACAAGGAUAGCUCUAAAUAAUUUAUUUUUUAUUUCAAGAGAGAGAAAUACACCUUAGAAAAACAAAACCCAAGAUUUUAUUUUAUUUUUAAAGCCAUAUUUUUGUGCUAGUAGCAUUUAGAUUGUUCCAUAUGUGAGAUCCAUAUCUGCAUUUCAUUACCUGGGUUUGUUCUAAAGAAGAUUUAUUUUUGUUCUGUGAAUAAUUUUUGAUGGUUCUUGUACAUGUACAGAUAUAGAUACGUUUGAGGUCUUUUAUUGCUAUUCCUACAAAGACUACAAAUAAACUUUAACUUUAAACA
This is a messenger RNA of Sapajus apella (tufted capuchin), 12496 nucleotides long. RefSeq names its product RAS protein activator like 2 (gene RASAL2). Gene Ontology annotation, biological process: regulation of GTPase activity. The coding region runs from base 3390 to 6827 and encodes 1145 amino acids. The record is from RefSeq and is a predicted model, not a curated record. The transcript has 17 exons. NCBI's taxonomy places the organism in Eukaryota, Metazoa, Chordata, Mammalia, Primates, Cebidae.